AUGAGCAGUCCGUUCACAGUUCCUGACUUUAUCAUCUACUGCAUCAGCAUCAUCCUCAUAGCAAUCCUGCUCAUGGAAGUGCUGGACUGGUCGUGCAUCCAAAUAGGCUUCGCGUGCCCAAGCAUUAGUCCACCGCAAGCCUUCCUCUACGGCGUGAGCAACGGCCCUAGCUACUGGCGCUGCGCCUACCCCGAGGCCCGGAGCCUGUCCCAGUCGCCCAUCAACAUUGUUGGCAAAUCAGCCAUCGCCCUGGUGCCCUCGAAGCCGCUUUGCUGGCGAAGUUACGACGACGAACCGUAUUCCGUUCAGCUCUCGAAUGACGGGAACACAGUGGUGCUCUUGGGCCAUUGGAACCACGUGUCGAGGCCGAAGCUCCAAGGUGGUCCCCUCCAGUCGGUCUACGAUUUUCACUCGGCAGUGUUUCGCUGGGGCCCGGCCAAUGACGAGGGCAGUGAGCACACCCUCGACUACGUUGGUUACUCCAUGGAGCUGCAGGCUAUGCACCUGAAACGGGGAAUCGAGACUCCGCGCGAUGCUGCUGCCUGUAAGGUCAAGGACGGCUUGGCCAUUGUGUCCUACUUUUUUCAGAUUACUGAGGCAGAUAAUCCGUACCUGGACCACGUGGUAACAAACUUGUGGCGCGUAAUCAAUCCAGGAAGCUGCACUCUAUUGCCAGCCUUUCCUCUCGAAUGGCUGAUGCCGAGUUUUGAGAGCAAGUAUUAUGCGUACUGUGGCUCGCUGACCCAUCCGCCGUGUAGUGAAAUUGUUACAUGGAUAAUUCAGCCUCGGAGUAUUGCCAUAUCGGCUUCACAAAUGGCCUGGUUUCGAAAAGUAUGUUCGACAGAAGGUCCAAUCACGUCAAAUUGCCGACCAGUGCAAAAUUUGAAUGACCGGGACGUGUUUUAUUACUGUUAA
Messenger RNA from Copidosoma floridanum, 915 nucleotides. RefSeq names its product carbonic anhydrase 1. The record is from RefSeq and is a predicted model, not a curated record. Gene Ontology annotation, molecular function: zinc ion binding; carbonate dehydratase activity. Gene Ontology annotation, cellular component: cytoplasm. Lineage: Eukaryota; Metazoa; Arthropoda; Insecta; Hymenoptera; Encyrtidae.